CUGAGCCCGGCCGGGGCGCCGGGGCCGGGGGCGGCUGGCGCGGGCAGGAAGCGCCUCGCGGCCCGGGCCCGCCCCCCGCCUCCUGCCUCCUCCGGGCUCCCGGCUCCCGGCCGCGCCGCGCCCCAUGCACUCGCCGUGCCGCGCAGCCCGCGCACGCCCGGAUGGCUCGUCGCGCCGCGGGCGGCGCACCCCGUAGCGCCCGGGCCGCCGCGACCAGCCCCCCGCCGCCGCGCCCGCCAUUCCGGGCCCCGCGGCCGUGCCCGCUGCCGCCGCUGCUGCUGCUGCUGCUGCUGGGGGCGGCGCGGGCCGGCGCCCUGGAGAUCCAGCGCCGCUUCCCCUCGCCCACGCCCACCAACAACUUCGCCCUGGACGGCGCGGCGGGGACGGUGUACCUGGCGGCCGUCAACCGCCUCUACCAGCUGUCGAGCGCCAACCUGAGCCUGGAGGCCGAGGCGGCCGUGGGUCCCGUGGCCGACAGCCCGCUGUGUCACGCCCCGCAGCUGCCGCAGGCCUCCUGCGAGCACCCGCGGCGGCUCACCGACAACUACAACAAGAUCCUGCAGCUGGACCCGGGCCAGGGCCUGGUGGUCGUGUGCGGCUCCAUCUACCAGGGCUUCUGCCAGCUGCGGCGCCGGGGCAACAUCUCGGCCGUGGCCGUGCGCUUCCCGCCCGCCGCGCCGUCCGCAGAGCCCGUCACGGUGUUCCCCAGCAUGCUGAACGUGGCGGCCAACCACCCGAACGCGUCCACCGUCGGGCUGGUGCUGCCGCCCGCCGCCGGCACCGGGGGCAGCCGCCUCCUCGUGGGCGCCACGUACACGGGCUACGGCAGCGCCUUCUUCCCGCGCAACCGCAGCCUGGAGGACCACCGCUUUGAGAACACGCCCGAGAUCGCCAUCCGUUCCCUGGACGCGCGCGGCGACCUGGCCAAGCUCUUCACCUUCGACCUCAACCCUUCCGACGACAACAUCCUCAAGAUCAAGCAGGGGGCCAAGGAGCAGCACAAGCUGGGCUUCGUGCGCGCCUUCCUGCACCCGCCGGACCCGCCGCGGGGCGCCCCGUCCUACGCGUACCUGGCGCUCACCAGCGAGGCGCGUGCGGGCGACAAGGAGAGCCAGGCGCGGAGCCUCCUGGCGCGCAUCUGCCUGCCUCGCGGCGCCGGCGGCGACGCCAAGAAGCUCACCGAGUCCUACAUCCAGCUGGGCUUGCAGUGCGCGGGCGGCGCGGGCCGCGGCGACCUCUACAGCCGCCUGGUGUCGGUCUUUCCCGCACGCGAGCUGCUCUUUGCCGUCUUCGAGCGGCCCCAGGGGGUCCCCGCGCCCCGUGCGGCUCCCGCCGCGCUCUGCGCCUUCAGCUUCGCCGACGUGCAAGCGGCCAUCCGCGCCGCGCGCACCGCCUGCUUCGUGGAGCCGGCAUCCGACGUGGUGGCGGUGCUCGACAGCGUGGUGCAGGGCACCGGGCCAGGCUGCGACAGCAAGCGCAACAUCCAGCUGCAGCCAGAGCAGUUGGACUGUGGAGCCGCCCACCUGCAGCACCCGCUGUCCAUCCUGCAGCCCCUGAAGGCCACGCCCGUGUUCCGAGCCCCGGGCCUCUCCUCCGUGGCCGUGGCCAGUGUCAGCAACUACACGGUGGUCUUCCUGGGCACAGCCAGCGGGCGGCUGCUCAAGAUCAACCUGAAUGAGAGCAUGCAGGUGGUCAGCCGGCGGGUGGUGACGGUGGCCUAUGGGGAGCCGGUGCACCACGUCAUGCAGUUUGACCCAGCAGACCCUGGCUACCUUUACCUGAUGACGUCCCACCAGAUGGUUAGGGUGAAAGUCGCUGCGUGUGCCGUGCACGCCACCUGUGGGGACUGCGUGGGUGCGGCCGAUGCCUACUGCGGCUGGUGUGCCCUGGAGACACGGUGCACCCUGCAGCAGGACUGUGCCAACUCCAGCCAGCAGCACUUCUGGACCAGCGCCAGCGAGGGCCCCGGCCGCUGUCCCACCAUGACAGUCCUGCCUGCCGAGAUUGAUGUGCGCCAGGAGUACCCAGGCAUGAUCCUCCAGAUCUCUGGCAGCCUGCCCAGCCUCAGUGGCAUGGAGAUGGCCUGUGACUACGGGAACAAUAUCCGCACUGUGGCCCGGGUCCCAGGCCCUGCCUUCGGCCACCAGAUCGCCUACUGCAACCUCUUACCCAAGGACCAGUUCCCGCCCUUCCCGCCACACCAAGACCAUGUGACCGUGGAGAUGUCUGUGAGGGUCAACGGGCGGAACAUCGUCAGGGCCAAUUUCACCAUCUACGACUGCAGCCGCAUCGGACAAGUGUACCCCCACACAGCCUGCACCAGCUGCCUGUCCACACAGUGGCCCUGUUUCUGGUGCACCCAGCAGCACACCUGUGUCUCCAACCAGUCUCGGUGCGAGGCCUCACCAAAUCCUACGAGCCCUCAGGACUGCCCCCAGAUCCUGCCUUCACCCCUAGUACCCAUGCCCACAGGCAGCUCCCAGACCAUCCCAGUGCGUCUGGCUAACGCUGCCUUCUUCCAGAGCGCAGCCCUAGAAUGUAAUUUUGGGCAGGAGGACAUCUUUGAGGCCGUGUGGGUGAAUGAAUCAGCUGUGCUCUGUAACCAAGUGGUGCUGCACACGACCCAGAAGAGCCAGGUGUUUCCACUCAGCCUCCAACUAAAGGGACGGCCAGCUCGGUUCCUGGACAGCCCUGACCCCAUGACAGUGGAGGUCUAUAACUGCGCCAUGGGCAGCCCCGACUGUUCUCAGUGCCUGGGCCGGGAGGACCUGGGCCACCUGUGUGUGUGGAGCGACAGCUGUCGCCUUCGGGGGCCCCUGCAGCCCCUGCCUGGAGCCUGCCCUGCCCCCGAGAUCCGGGCGAUUGAGCCCCUGAGUGGCCCCUUGGACGGUGGGACCCUGUUGACCAUCCACGGCAGGAACCUGGGCCGGCGGUUCAGCGAUGUGGCCCAUGGCGUGUGGAUUGGCGGCGUGGCCUGUGAGCCACUGGCUGACAGAUACACAGUGUCAGAGGAGAUUGUGUGUGUCACGGGGCCAGCCCCAGGGGCGUUCUCAGAUGUGGUGACAGUGAACGUCUCCAAGGAGGGCAAGUCACGGGAGCGCUUCUCCUAUGUGCUGCCCCUGGUCCACUCCCUGGAGCCUGCCAUGGGCCCCAAGGCGGGGGGCACCAGGAUUACCAUCCACGGGAGCGACCUCCACGUGGGCUCUGAGCUCCAGGUCCUGCUGAACAACACAGAGCCCUGCACGGAGCUCAUGCGCACAGAAACUAGCAUCGCCUGCACAGUGCCUGGGGGCACCCUGCCAGCCCCCGUGCCUGUGUGUGUGCGCUUCGAGCACCGGGGCUGUGUGCGUGGCAACCUCACCUUCUGGUACAUGCGGAACCCGGUCAUCAUAGCCAUCAGUCCCCGCCGCAGCCCCGUCAGCGGUGGCAGGACCAUCACAGUGGCUGGUGAGCGUUUCCAUAUGGUGCAGAACGUGUCCAUGGCUGUGCACCACAUCGGCCGACAGCCCACACUCUGCAAGGUUCUCAACUCCACCCUCAUCACCUGCCCUUCCCCGGGGGCCCUGAGCAACGCGUCGGCACCAGUGGAUUUCUUCAUCAACGGGCGGGCCUACACUGACGAGGUAGCAGUGGCCGAGGAGCUGCUGGACUCCGAGGAGGCCCAGCGGGGCAGCAGGUUCCGCCUGGACUACCUCCCUGACCCUCAGUUCUCCACGGCCAAGAGGGAGAAGUGGAUCAAACACCACCCUGGGGAGCCCCUCACCCUAGUCAUCCAUAAAGAGCAGGACAGCCUGGGGCUGGAGAGCCACGAGUACCGGGUCAAGAUCGGCCAAGUGGCCUGCGACAUCCAGAUCGUCUCGGAGAGAGUCAUUCACUGCUCGGUCAACGAGUCCCUGGGCACAGCCGAGGGGCAGCUGCCCAUCACGGUCCAGGUAGGAAACUUCAACCAGACCAUUGCCACACUACAGCUGGGCGGCAGUGAGACCGCCAUCAUCGUGUCCAUCGUCAUCUGCAGCGUCCUGCUGCUGCUCUCUGUGGUUGCCCUGUUUGUCUUCUGCACCAAGAGCCGCCGCGCUGAGCGCUACUGGCAGAAGACCCUGCUGCAGAUGGAGGAGAUGGAGUCGCAGAUCCGAGAGGAAAUCCGUAAAGGCUUUGCCGAGCUGCAGACGGACAUGACGGAUCUGACCAAGGAGCUCAACCGCAGCCAGGGCAUCCCGUUCCUGGAGUACAAGCACUUUGUGACCCGCACUUUCUUCCCUAAGUGUUCCUCCCUCUAUGAAGAGCGUUACAUACUGCCCUCCCAGACCCUCAACUCCCAGGGCAGCUCCCCGGUGCAAGAGACACACCCACUGCUGGGAGAGUGGAAGAUCCCCGAGAGCUGCCGGCCCAACAUGGAAGAGGGGAUCAGCCUGUUCUCCUCGCUGCUCAACAACAAGCACUUCCUCAUCGUCUUUGUGCAUGCCCUAGAGCAGCAGAAGGACUUCGCAGUGCGGGACAGGUGCAGCCUGGCCUCCCUGCUGACCAUCGCGCUGCACGGCAAGCUCGAGUACUACACCAGCAUCAUGAAGGAGCUGCUGGUGGACCUCAUCGACGCCUCCGCCGCCAAGAACCCCAAGCUCAUGCUGCGGCGCACGGAGUCCGUGGUGGAGAAGAUGCUCACCAACUGGAUGUCCAUCUGCAUGUACAGCUGCCUGAGGGAGACGGUCGGGGAGCCGUUCUUCCUGCUCCUGUGCGCCAUCAAGCAGCAGAUCAACAAGGGCUCCAUCGAUGCCAUCACAGGCAAGGCCCGCUACACGCUCAAUGAGGAGUGGCUGCUACGGGAGAACAUUGAGGCCAAGCCCCGGAACCUGAACGUGUCCUUCCAGGGCUGCAGCAUGGACUCACUGAGUGUGCGAGCCAUGGACACCGACACGCUGACGCAGGUGAAGGAGAAGAUCCUGGAGGCCUUCUGCAAGAACGUGCCCUACUCCCAGUGGCCUCGCGCCGAGGACGUCGACCUCGAGUGGUUCGCCUCGAGCACUCAGAGCUACAUCCUCCGGGACCUGGACGACACCUCAGUGGUGGAGGAUGGCCGCAAGAAGCUCAACACGCUGGCCCACUACAAGAUCCCCGAAGGUGCCUCGCUGGCCAUGAGCCUCACAGACAAGAAGGACAACACGCUGGGCCGAGUGAAAGACUUGGACACGGAGAAGUAUUUCCAUUUGGUGCUGCCCACAGACGAGCUGGCAGAGCCCAAGAAGUCCCACCGGCAGAGCCACCGCAAGAAGGUGCUACCAGAGAUCUACCUGACCCGCCUGCUGUCUACCAAGGGCACACUACAGAAGUUUCUGGAUGACCUGUUCAAGGCCAUUCUGAGCAUUCGUGAGGACAAGCCCCCUCUGGCCGUCAAGUACUUCUUCGACUUCUUGGAGGAGCAGGCUGAGAAGAGGGGAAUCUCAGAUCCUGACACCCUGCACAUCUGGAAAACCAACAGCCUCCCUCUCCGGUUCUGGGUGAACAUCCUGAAAAACCCGCAGUUUGUCUUCGACAUCGACAAGACGGACCAUAUCGACGCCUGCCUCUCGGUCAUCGCACAGGCCUUCAUUGACGCCUGCUCCAUCUCUGACCUUCAGCUGGGCAAGGAUUCACCCACCAACAAGCUCCUCUACGCCAAGGAGAUCCCCGAGUACCGCAAAAUCGUGCAGCGCUACUACAAGCAGAUCCACGACAUGACGCCGCUCAGCGAGCAGGAGAUGAACGCGCACCUGGCCGAGGAGUCGCGGAAGUACCAGAACGAGUUCAACACCAACGUGGCCAUGGCAGAGAUUUAUAAAUACGCCAAGAGGUACCGCCCGCAGAUCAUGACAGCCCUGGAGGCAAACCCCACCGCCCGGCGGACCCAGCUGCAGCACAAGUUUGAGCAGGUGGUGGCUCUGAUGGAGGACAACAUCUACGAGUGCUACAGCGAGGCCUGAGCACCUGCCGGAGACCGUGUGGGAAGGAACCAGGCACCCGGCCCUCGGCCUCAUUGGGUCCCCAGUGCCUCUGACUCGGGCUGGGCCAUGACUGAGCAGAGCCACUGGAGAGGGGGAGUGAGGAGCCCCCCCGCCCUGGCCCCUGGGGCACCUCUGUCCCUUCCUACUUGUCCCCAGGCCCAGCCUCUGGGAUGGGGGCUUGGAUGACACAGCCCGUCUCUGGUAAGGUUCCCACCACCCAACAGCACAGCCCGGACGGUGCCCCGCACGCUCUGUCACAGCCAGCUGCUAAGAGCCCCGCCCGACUCGGUCCCGCACACAAACAGACAAACAGGAGAGACCGCCUGGCCCAGAGGCCGCAGCCAGAAACACUACCUCAGCCUUUCUGACGGAGGGGAGGCCGCCUCGAACCAGCCCGUGAUUGGUUCCCGAUUUAACCACCAAAACGUUGUCCAGUCUCCCCUCACCCAGAGAGGCCCCUGGCCACACAGUUGCAAGCAGUGUCAGAUUUUCGUUGCUUAAGUGGCUACUGGUGGCGUGGGCAGCGCCCACCGCCCGUGGGGAGGCUCCUGGGGCUUUCCCUGAGCCAGGAGGGCGGGAGCCAAGGGGGCCGGUGCUGGGCGAGCGGGUCUGGGGCAGAGGGGCUAAGUUGCACCAAGGAUGUAGCUGGGCUACUUGAUCUUGCUGGGAGUAUUUCUAAAGAUAGCACCACUUUGUUUUUUUAAGAAAGCUUUUCUAUAUUAAACUUAUAUGCACCAACUGUGAACAGCUGCCGCUUGUGCAGAGGACCUGGGAGGGCACCGAGGGGCUCCCAACGCAACACUGGAAAUGACUGUUCCAGAGGAUGGGCAGCUCUGGCACAGAACACCCCUCCCCCCACCCCCCUGAGAAAAAUCACGCCUUCUGUUCCCGUCGCAAGUGGCCCCCUGGCUGACCGGAGCCGCGCAGCAGACCCAGCCAGCCCAGGGCCUGGCCCGGGGGGUGACCAGGACGCUCUAAAUGGAACCUUCUUUAUAAUAAAAGCCUGAUGGGAAGACCUGCUGUGGGCUCCAGCCUUUAUCCUGAGAUGGCCGAGGAGGGAAGCGGAGCCUGCAGCGAGAGGCAGGGGCCCUGGCUCAGACCGGCCUCAGCCUGCCGAGGAGGCUGACGGCGACGGGGCAAUGUGGCUGCCUGCUUGCCCGGGGCCCGGCCCGGACGGUCCCUAGGCUCUGAGGGCAGCACGGGACCUGCAGGAAGAUGUCACGGCUGCUGUGUGCCACCCACCCCUGGUGGGCCCUGCUCCUAACUCACCUUUAGUUAACAGGUCCCCGAGGAAUGGAACAGCAUCCUCGUGUUACAGGUGCAGAAACAGCGCAGAGGAGGGAUUCCCCCAGGGAGCGCCGGGGCGGGGGCACAAGCCAGGGCCCUGGGCCCUCGUUCCUCAGUGCCAGGCUCGGCCAGACCAGCCUCCACAGCAGCCUCCGAAUGCGGGGGGUGGUCCGCACUGGAAAAAGCCGACAGUUACGCACGCACCCCGAGUUUUUCAUCGCUCUUAAAAAAAUGUAUCACUGACCCCAUUUUUCAGAUGAGGAAACAGUUUCCCCCAGGCCAGGAGGGCAGGCUGUUCCUCACCGUGGCCCAUGAGGACGGUGAACCUGACUGGGGGCCAGCACAUCCCCAGAAGCCCCCAGCCCACCCCGCUGACCUCCUGGAGAGGUCACGAGAAGCAAAGCCACCUCCCAGUUAGAAGCAACUCAGGUUAUUUUUUUCCCUUUACGGGAAAAAAAAAAUAAGCACACACAUUUAUCAAAGGUAAGAAGUAGGACAGAAAAAUUCAAUCCAUUUAAACAAAAAUCCUACAAAUGCCAGUUUUUAAAUUAAUGAGAACAGAAAAGUGAAAAGAGAAAAGUAAACAAUUUUUAGCUCUAAAAACGGCCUUUUCCUGUGGUAGCUUCUGGGUAGAGAGAUUUGUUAUCUUUUCAAAUUUUCUAUUCUGAGCACUGAUUCCUGCUUAUUAAGCAGCAGAUUGCUAAUUUAAGUUAUUGACACAUUUGAUAGAAAAAAAAAAUUCUUUGGGUGUGAUGCUAGAAUUAAAUACACUUCCUACAGAAACAUCAGGAAGAAAAAAAAGAAGGAAAAAAUAAAAG
Molecule: messenger RNA, 8080 nt
Organism: Myotis daubentonii (Daubenton's bat)
Lineage: Eukaryota; Metazoa; Chordata; Mammalia; Chiroptera; Vespertilionidae
Gene: PLXND1
Product: plexin D1
Biological process (GO): regulation of GTPase activity; regulation of cell migration; negative regulation of cell adhesion
Cellular component (GO): semaphorin receptor complex; plasma membrane
Molecular function (GO): semaphorin receptor activity; protein binding
Source: RefSeq, a predicted model, not a curated record